Lonchura striata (white-rumped munia) is the source of this 4966-nucleotide messenger RNA. Its product is annotated as solute carrier family 71 member 1. Gene Ontology annotation, molecular function: transmembrane transporter activity. Lineage: Eukaryota; Metazoa; Chordata; Aves; Passeriformes; Estrildidae. Gene Ontology annotation, cellular component: membrane. The record is from RefSeq and is a predicted model, not a curated record. Gene Ontology annotation, biological process: transmembrane transport.
AUGAGGCGCGAGGAGCGGCGCGCCGGAAGUGCCGGGUGCCGGGGCGGGGCGGGGCCCCCCUCCGCCGCGCUCCCCCUCAGCGCCGGGCCCGGCGCUCCCCGCCCGGUGCCGGUCGGGCUCCGGAGCCGGGCCCGGCCUCGGCCUCUGCGCGGCCCGGUCCGGUUCGGCCCGGCCCGCCACGGGGAGGAUGGGGCAGCCGCGGCGGCCGGUGAUCGGCAGCGGCCCGGCGGCGCCAUGACCGGCGAGAAGAAGAAGAAGAAGCGGCUCAACCGCAGCGUCCUGCUGGCCAAGAAGAUCGUGAUCCGGGACGGGGCCGGCCGCCAGGGCAUCGGGGAGCCCAGCGUGUACCACGCCGUGGUGGUGAUUUUCCUGGAGUUCUUUGCCUGGGGGCUGCUGACCACGCCGAUGCUGACGGUCUUACACCAGACUUUUCCUCAGCACACGUUCCUGAUGAAUGGUCUGAUUCAUGGAGUCAAGGGUCUGCUCUCUUUCCUAAGUGCCCCGUUGAUUGGUGCUCUCUCUGAUGUCUGGGGCAGGAAAUCUUUCCUCCUUCUCACCGUCUUCUUCACGUGUGCACCAAUUCCUCUGAUGAAGAUCAGCCCAUGGUGGUACUUUGCUGUCAUUUCCAUGUCUGGAGUGUUUGCUGUUACCUUUUCUGUGAUUUUUGCCUAUGUUGCUGAUAUCACACAGGAGCAUGAGCGCAGCACGGCGUACGGCCUGGUGUCAGCCACGUUUGCUGCCAGCCUGGUCACCAGCCCGGCCAUCGGCGCCUACCUUUCCCAAGCCUACGGUGACACCCUGGUGGUUGUGCUGGCUUCAGGGGUGGCUUUGCUGGAUAUUGGCUUCAUCCUGCUGGCUGUGCCCGAGUCCCUGCCUGAAGAGAUGCGCCCGGUCUCCUGGGGAGCCCCAAUCUCCUGGGAACAAGCUGACCCGUUUGCUUCCUUGAGGAAGGUGGGUCAGGACUCCACAGUGCUGCUCAUCUGCAUCACUGUCUUUCUCUCCUACCUGCCCGAGGCUGGCCAGUACUCCAGCUUCUUCCUGUACCUACGACAGGUCAUUGGUUUUUCCUCAGAGACUGUAGCAGCCUUUAUCGGUGUGGUUGGAAUUCUCUCUAUACUGGCUCAGACAGUCGUGUUGGGAAUUCUCAUGCGCUCCAUAGGAAAUAAAAACACCAUCCUCCUGGGACUAGGCUUCCAGAUCCUGCAGCUUGCCUGGUAUGGCUUUGGAUCACAGCCUUGGAUGAUGUGGGCAGCAGGAGCUGUGGCUGCCAUGUCCAGCAUCACCUUCCCAGCCAUCAGUGCCAUGGUGUCGAGGAGCACGGACCCUGACCAGCAGGGUGUGGUGCAGGGGAUGAUCACUGGAAUUCGGGGUCUGUGUAAUGGCCUGGGGCCAGCACUCUAUGGUUUUGUCUUCUAUCUCUUCCACGUGGAGUUGAAUGAAAUGGCUGAGGUGGAAACUUUGGGCAAGGCCUCCAAACCCAACAUGGCCAACCCUACAGAUGAGAGCAGCAUCAUCCCUGGGCCACCCUUCCUGUUUGGGGCGUGCUCCGUGCUGCUGUCGCUGCUGGUGGCCCUGUUCAUCCCGGAACACAACCUGGCACUGAGGUCGGGCAGCCACAAGAAGCACAGCACAGGGGCCCAGGCCCACCCCCACAGCCCACCAGCUGGGGGGUCAGAUGGCAAGGAGCCCCUGCUGGAGGACAGCAGCGUGUGAGGUGGGACAGGGACCUGCCUUGGGGCUCGACUCCACACCAAGGACGGACUCAGCAGGAGCUCGGGGAGGGGGGAGAGAGGGAUCCAAGGUAACAGACUGUGCCACUAACAGCUACUGAGGAGGGAUGAGGUUUCCCUUCGAGCCAAAUACACCCAGCUGGUGCAAAAAUGGAAUUGUAUCACCUGGUGCUGAUGGAAAGGGGAGAUACGGAGCUGCUCCACUGGAGGGAUAGUUCUGGAAAGCAAACCUGCCCCAGUGUGCCCUGCCAAACGCUCUGCUCGCUGCUGGAGGUGGAGCCAGCGUGGGCUGUGGUUGGUGAGAGCUCCCUGAGCUGUCCCUGGGAUCAAAUACGGCAUUUGCUCCAUGCCCCAUCCCUGGCAGAGCUGUUCCUGCUGCUGGCACCCACCCCUGCACGCUCUGGUGACAUGCUGAAGGGGACAGGGUGUGUGUGAAGCACAGGGAGUGCAGCUCUGAGCUUCCUCUCCCCGUUCUGCCCCAAGUGAAACUUAGACCAAAAAAAUAGAAAUCUACUGACUUAAUGUUCUGAUGAAGAGGAUAAAAAUGAAGAAGUUGCAGCUGACACAGGGGAGAAUGGGCAGGUGUGAGAAGGGCAGCUACAUGAAUUACAAGCACUUGGAUGGCCACAAGAGCUGUGGUUAUGUUUGAUUUUCUUGUCACUCUGAGGUGGCAUUUGCCUGUUGCCUCCGUGGGCAGUAGGUAGAAGAAUUUUUUCAGAAAUCUUUUCCUGGAGCUGUGAGGGUUGUUUAGGAGAACAACUUGGCUGUGCUGAGCACUUUGGAGAUGCGUGGUUUCCUGGGAGAAGGGUCAGAGAAAUGAUUGUUUACCUUGAGCAUUGUACAAAACAUGCUGGUUUGCCCCUGGGCUCCUGCCAUCUGGUGCUAAACCCAAAGAGUGUCCAGAGCUGGUUUAUUCUCAACCCAAUAGAUCCUGAUGGUGAAGGCUGCAUUGAUUUGGGCUUAGGGGUUUGGAUUCCAUGUGGCAUUUCUGAGCCUGCUGUGGAGGCUUUUGUUUAUGGAACAGUGGAACUGUAGCCUCUGCUGCAGGCUCAGCUGUGCUCAGAAAGAGCAGGAGGUGCUUGGAGUGUUGUGAAAGGAGCUGAGGCAAACAGGGAAUGUGUGGUUGUUUAUAGAAAUGUGGCAGAGGGCAGGAAACAAUUGUUCUGAUUCGAGUAAAUAAGUAGUGGUGGCAUUGAGCAGUUCUGGGAAGUAAGGACCAAACCAAGGACACCUCAGGAAUCCUUUGUUAAAGGAACUGAGGGUGCAGCAGCUGAACCAGUCUUGCCUUGGCUGCUCUCUGUUUGGGGUCCCCUCUCUGUGGGUUUGGGGAAGGUUACCCAGGGGAGAGCAGCCAAAGGGAGGCAGUGCUGGCCCUUUACAUCGGGGAUCUUUGCAGACACACAGCAGCAACUGCAAAUGCCAUUUGGUUGUCAGAGGUGGGUAUUUAAGUGAACUGACAGUUUGUUUUGUGUUGAUCUGGCCUGGUGGCAGCUCCUGUGCUCAGAACUAGGAGCAGCUGGGACACAGAGGGAUGCUGAGAUGGGUCUGGCUGCAGGUCUGGGGAGCAGAGCCAGCAGAAACUUCCUUGACCUGCCAUGACUCCGUUUUUCCCAAGCUCCUUGUGGUGACACUCCCAAUUCCCAAACAUUAGUGGGAUGGUCAGUACUGUGUGUGCAUGGCAAGCUUUUAUCCUGAAGGAAAUCCUGUCACUUGCACUUCCAGGCAGCAGUUCCCCCACCUCUGUUGGUCACAAAAAUGCCUUUUUUAGACAGGACUUUCCCCGAGUCCUGGCAAUCUGUUGAUUUACAUGGGUUAAAGUGAGCUGAAGUAGGUUUUUCCCUCACACACAGAUGAAAUAAAACAUGGAACCAUUACCUCGGAGCUUCACGGGUACAAUAUAGCGACAAGUUACAAAAAGACGAGCAUAAUUUAUAUGAUAUAAAGUAUAUAGAGAUAUAUUUUUAAAAGUCCUCUCCCUUAUUGCAUAGUUUAUUGAAACCAGUAUGUUUCUGGUCCUGUUCCCUCUCACCACUGCUGCUGCCUGUGUCCUCUCAGCCUCUCCUUCCCCUCAGACCCCAGAACUGUCCAGAAUCUUCCCUCCCAGGUCAUGAUGUGACCCCUGAGCUUCUGGAGAUGCUGACUUGUGCAUCGUGAGCCUGGAGUGUUUUGGUCUCUUUGUCAGCCCCCAAACUUGGGGCUUGGUGCUGCCAGCAGGGUGACUGCCAGGUCAGGGGCUGUGGCCUGCUUGGUGACCUGCUGUGGUGGCACUGGGCACCAGUGGGGUUACAGCACUGGGCAGCUGGGGUGGGGAUAUGGCAGCAGGUGGACGGAGGGGGGUACAGCACCAGGCAGCAGCAGGACCUCUACAGGUGCCAUUACCAACAGAAAGGUGGCUUGUGCUGGUGUGCAGACCUGGCAGCAGGGGCUCUCUGAGGUGCAGGGAGCAAGCAGGGAUCCCUUCCCACCCUAUUGGGGUUCCUCUCACCUGGUUUGGUGGGGCCUCGGCCCGGUGCCUCCCCUUCCCUCAGCGCUGUUCUGCCUUGAGGUGACAGAGCAGGAGCUGGGCCAGGCGGUGCUGGAGCUGAAGUUACCAGAGCCAAAUGAAGAACAACUUGUUCUGAAGGGCCGGUGCUUCCACAGCAUCCCAUGUGGAGGCUGGAAAGGCUGUGUGGAGCAUUCAGCUAGUUUUGCCAAUUCUUGUUACUUUAUAUGAAAACGCAACUUUUUAAAAAAGAAUCUUUUCUUAAAAUCUGCUUGAUCUGCUGUGCAGUGCCUGAGCCCGGCUGUUUAACUUUGGGAUUCCCAGGAUUUGUCUGCAGGGACUUAAAGCCUGGGAUGGUAACAGCAGUGCCCAAACACAAGGCAAAAAUCAUCUCAAUUGCCUGUCAGCAGUCCUGGCAGGUCAAGUGAGUUUCAGCUGAUCUUGUUGCAUUAAAAACCUGAGUUAUACCAUUGCUUUCUCUUCUGCCAUUAAUUUUACAAAGUAGUAACUUUUUACUUCCCUGUUUUUAUUCUUUUUCUGCACUCCAAAGGCUGUUGACAGCUGUGGUAUCUUUAAAGUGUGGGCACUUGGCCCCACCUCUGCUCUCUCACCGUUCACCAUCACGUGCGUUUGUGUCUCUUUUUUAAGCUAACGAUAAAAUGUAUUUAUUUCAGUUCAGGUUGUGUUUGGAACUGGCUAAUCUCUCCCUCUGAUGGAUUAUUUAUUAAACUGCUGCUUUCCUGUUGUGUCAAAA